Molecule: messenger RNA, 1035 nt
Organism: Fibroporia radiculosa
Lineage: Eukaryota; Fungi; Basidiomycota; Agaricomycetes; Polyporales; Fibroporiaceae
Exons: 4
Coding region: 1-1035 (344 amino acids)
Biological process (GO): autophagosome assembly; cellular response to nitrogen starvation; autophagy of mitochondrion
Cellular component (GO): phagophore assembly site membrane; cytoplasm; Atg12-Atg5-Atg16 complex
Source: RefSeq, a predicted model, not a curated record
AUGUCCACUCCCCGCCAUGCUCCCUCUGCCUUCUCGACGCCUGCAUCCACCACCCUCUUCCGCAGGCUGACAUGGGAGGGCACCGUCCCCUUGGAAGUCCGCGUUGACUCCAAGGAGCUCCCAGCCAACAGCGACCGCGGGCUCGAAUGCUACUACAUCCAGGCACCUCGAGUCAGCUAUCUACCGCUCCUGGUACCCGAGAUCAAGCGAUUUCUAAUGGACGUCGUGUUCGAUGAGGCUGCCGCUAGGUUGAUAAAAGAAGAAGACUGGUGGUUUGAGAGUGAGGAGGGUCACUUGCUGAAAUGGCAUUGGCCUAUUGGCCUUAUUUAUGACAACCAUACAAUCAUGUCGUCUGCACGCCUAAACUCGUCUGCUACAGAGCCCGCGCCGCUUCGCCUCAUCCUUCACCUCGCGUCCCCGCCUACGGAAAAGCUCCUCCUAUCACCCAGCACAGAAGCAUGCAAACAGGCCUUUAUGGGUCAGCUCAAAGAGGCCGAUUUUCUCAGAUGGGGAAACACUAAACGAAUGACCGGCCUACGGAAGGCAGAGCAGGAUGGUCUUUGGGAGGGCAUCAAGGAACAUAAUUUCGAGGAGUACUGGCGCGUAGCCUCCAAAAUUACACCGACUACGACACCUAUGCGAUCUCACUCCCCACCUCCAUCCUCAUCCGCAUCGAUGCACACACGUCCGCCAUCUGCCGAUCCUGGCUCUAAUCCAGGCCCAGAUCGCGACGGCGCUUACAACGUCCGUAGUGUUCCUGUGCGUAUAUACCUACCAGACGGACCAGUGCUCCAGGAUCUCGUGCCUACCAUGUUAGACGAUGGUGUCGCGCACACGCUUUCAAUCUUUUUGACGACUCACUUACCGCUGUUAUUCUCUUCUGAUCGGGAGCCCCUUGCAUAUGCCCUCGUCCAAGGGGUGAUGGUUCCACCUGAGGCGGAGAUGGCUUGGCUUGGUGCUUGCAUGGCUGGAGCGGACGGAUGGGUUAAUGUAUGUAUAGGCUUGAUCCGUGAAGAGAAUCUUCGAUUCCGUUGA